AAGCUUAUUGCAGGAUGCAUCGGAGACGGUGGAAGGUGUUCAGUUCAGUUUUAUGACAGAUGAAGAGGUCAGAAAGCACAGUGUGGUCAAAAUCACAAACCCUAUAUUGUUAGAUAGUAUGGACAAGCCUGUGCCUGGUGGUCUUUAUGACCCAUAUAUGGGCCCAUUGGAUGAGCAAUCACCUUGUAAAUCAUGUGGCCAGCGGUACUUUCACUGUCCAGGUCAUUGUGGCCACAUCGAUCUUGUUACACCAGUCUUUAACCCUUUGAUGAUUGACAUGCUUAACAAUAUUCUGCAUAGUACUUGCUUCUUCUGCCUUCAUUUCAGAGAAAAUAAGAAUCAGGUUAACAAAUGUGCUGCUCAAUUGGAACUUAUUGCCAAAGGGGAUAUUGCUGGAGCCAAAAGAUUAAAGUCAUCCUCACUAGACACCGAAAUGCUUCCUGAGGACAGUGAUAUGAGUCAUAUUUCAUCUUCUACAGUUCAUAGUAGUGAAGAAACUUGCUAUUCAGAUAAUGGAAGACAAGGAUGGACAUCUCUUCAAUUCACAGAAGCAAUGUCUAUUUUGUAUACAUUUUUGAAGAUUAAAACGAAGAAGUGCAAGAACUGUGGAAAUAAAAAUCCGAAAAUCACUAGACCCAGUUUUGGAUGGUUUAAAUUGAAAUAUUCGAACAACUCCGAUGUUGAAGGUAAUGUGGUUAGAGGCAACUCUGCGAAAGAGUUAUAUGGUGAAACUGAGGAGAGAUCCUCCUCGGAAGUCUUAGAUGGUGACAGUAGUAUAUCAAAAGGAGCUAUCUCAAAAAACAAACAAAGAAAAGAAGAUAACAUUGUUGAUGAAUUCACUAAGCAAAAGAACUUCUUUUCAGGGCCUCUUUUACCAUAUGAGGCGAGGGAGAUUUUGAAGCGUUUGUGGGAAAACGAGGCUCCUUUAUGUUCUUUUAUCUGCAAUAUUCAGCAUAAUAAACAUCACAAUGAUUCUGCAAAUGUUUCCAGCUAUUCUAUGUUUUUUUUGGAGUCUGUUCUUGUACCCCCUACUAAGUUCCGCCCCCCGGCCAAGGGUGGUGAUUCUGUGAUGGAGCAUCCUCAAACGGUCUUAAUGGAAAAAGUGUUGCAGUCCAAUAUAGGGUUGGCAAAUUCUUAUGCCAACAGUGCUGAUCGAUCAAGGACUAUUGACCGGUUGAGGGAACUUCAACAAUCAAUGAAUGUGCUGUAUGAUAGCAAGACAUCUACAGGUAAGGAUUCUGCUUCUGGCAUUUGCCAAUUACUGGAGAAAAAAGAAGGCAUCUUCCGUCAGAAAAUGAUGGGGAAACGAGUUAAUUAUGCAUGCCGUUCUGUUAUAUCUCCCGAUCCUUAUUUGGCUGUUAAUGAAAUUGGAAUUCCUCCUUACUUUGCGUUAAGGUUGACAUAUCCAGAGAGACUGACUCCUUGGAAUGCCACAAAUCUAAGAAAUGCCAUCAUUAAUGGCCCUGAAAUUCAUCCCGGAGCUACUCAUUAUGUUGAUAAGAUGUCUACUGUGAAGCUUCCCGUAAAUAAGAAAGCGCGUGUUGCUAUUUCGAGGAAACUUCCUUCUUCAAGAGGUGUGGUGUCACUGUUUAGCAAGAGCUCAGAAGGUGAUUAUGAGGGAAAGACGGUUUAUCGCCAUCUAAGGGAUGGGGAUAUUGUGCUUGUCAAUCGGCAGCCCACACUCCACAAGCCAAGUAUAAUGGCACAUGUUGUUCGAGUGUUAAAGGGGGAGAAAACUCUGAGAAUGCAUUAUGCCAAUUGCAGUUCCUAUAAUGCUGAUUUUGAUGGUGAUGAAAUGAAUGUCCAUCUUCCUCAAGACGACAUCUCACGCUCUGAAGCAUAUAACAUUGUAAAUGCUAAUGAGCAAUACAUUGUUCCGACGAGGGGGGAUACUGUUAGGGGGUUAAUUCAGGAUCACAUCGUAAGUGGUGUCAUCCUUACGAUGAAGGACUCAUUUUUAACGCGCGAACAAUUUAACCAUCUCCUAUAUUCCUCUGGAAUUUUCACUGCCUCUAGUGGUUCACUGUACAGUAAUCAAGUGAAGAAGAUAUCCUUGCUAAUUGAAGCAAACCUGCCACCAAUUUUACCUGCAAUUUUGAAACCAAGUCCAUUAUGGACUGGGAAACAGGUCAUUUCUGCUGUUCUAAAUUAUUUGACAAGAGAUUACCCCCCAUUUACUGUUGAAAAAGAGGGUAAGAUUCCAUCUUCUUAUUUUCGUGACGAGCCUACUAAAAAUGUAUUGGACAUGAAAGAAGAGAAGGGUGAACACGUUCUCUUAAUCUGGAAAAACCAACUUGUGCGUGGAGUAAUUGACAAGGCUCAGUUCGGGAAGUAUGGAUUGGUUCACACGGUGCAGGAACUCUACGGGUCAAAUAUUGCAGGCUUGUUAUUGUCAGCAUUUAGCCGCUUGUUUACAGUCUUUUUACAGUUCCACGGGUUUACAUGUGGCCUUGACGACCUAAUGAUAUUGCCUAAAGCUGACGUGGAGCGCAACAAGUGUCUAGAAGAUGGUGAAGCUGGUGAAAUGGUUCACUGUAAAUUCCUGAAUGUCAUUCAGGGUACAAUUGGUUCCUCAAAACUGCAAUUGGAAAUUGAGAAAGCAAUACACAACAAUGGUCAAGCAGCAGUUACUUUACUGGACUUGAGGAUGAAGAAUGAACUGAAUGACACUGUUUCCACCAUCAAUAAGAAAUUGCUUACCAAAGGAGUACUGAAAACCUUUCCUAAGAAUUGCAUUUCUCUUAUGACCAUUAGUGGGGCUAAAGGCAGUACGGUCAAUUUCCAACAAAUAUCUUCUUGCCUGGGUCAGCAAGAGCUUGAAGGGAAAAGGGUACCUAAAAUGGUUUCUGGAAAAACGUUGCCUUGCUUCGCCCCAUGGGAAUUUACAUCUAGAUCUGGAGGAUUUAUUGGCGAUCGAUUUCUCACUGGUCUGCGUCCUCAAGAGUACUAUUUCCACUGCAUGGCUGGUCGUGAAGGGUUGGUUGACACAGCAGUAAAAACUUCUCGUAGUGGAUACUUGCAAAGGUGCCUGGUUAAAAAUAUGGAGAGCCUGAAAGUUUGCUAUGAUUAUACUGUUCGAGAUGCAGACGGUUCUGUUAUACAAUUCACCUAUGGUGGGGAUGGUGUCGAUGUUCACAAAACAGGUUUUAUUACUGAGUUCAAGGCAUUGACACAGAACCAGGAAAUUAUUAGCCAGAAAUAUCGAGAUCAUCUUGAUUUUAAUUCUUACAUCACGGGGUUGCCAGAAAUGCUAGCAAAGAAAGCAAAGAAGUACAUAGAGAAGUUGAAUGAAGUGGAAAAAACGGCUACUAACAAAAAACAGUUGAAACGCUUGUUGAAGCUUGUGAGGCAGAAAUAUAUCUCGAGCCUUGCACACGCUGGGGAACCAGUUGGGGUAAUUGCUGCACAGUCAGUCGGUGAACCGUCAACUCAGAUGACACUAAACACUUUCCAUCACGCCGGUCGAGGUGAGAUGAACGUUACUCUAGGUAUUCCCCGCUUACAGGAGAUCUUGAUGACUGGUUCUAAUGAAAUCAAGACUCCAAUCAUGACAUGCCCGUUUCUUGAAGGGAAACUGAGUUCCCGAGUUAAUGAAAUUGUGAAAGAGGUUAGGAAGAUAACUGUCGCAGAUGUGAUUGAGAGCAUUGAAGUAAGCGUUUUGCCAGUUUUCCAGAAGGACCAGCAUACUUCUGUUUACAAACUCAAGUUAAAAUUCUCCAAAGAUGAAGAGGAUUUGUUGGAAGAAUCUAAGGAUAUUCUAGAAAACAUGUACGUAAGGGAGCUGGAAGAUGCUAUAAAACAUCAUAUGAUUCUUCUCUCCAGACUCAGUGGAAUAAAAAAUGCGGAGAUUGAACUAAGCUCCGAUUUCUCAUCCGAGACAGAUGAAGAUGGUUCCAAGGCCAAAUCAAGUAAGGGGGUAGAAGAUGAUGACGAUGAAGUUGAUGUUGAAGAACAGGCUGAUGAUCUGGGUCUUACAGAGAAAACAAGACGUCAGGCUACAGAUGAAAUGGAUUAUGAUGAUGUAUCUGACGAUGAUCUCAAUAAAACAGAGACAUCGGAAAUGGAUGAAAGAGAAAAGCAAGAUGAGGAUUCCAACGAGGAGAAUGAUACAACGGACGACGAAGAUUCCAAGAUGAAAAAGAAAAACCCUGACCCAACAGAAAGCAACGAGAAGGAAAAAGCAGAAGUUAAAAGACCUAGGACUAAAAAGGAAUCGGAUAAAUCAAUCUUUGUCGCUGCCGAGGGUUUAGACUUCGAAGUUCACUUCAGCUUUACUGACGAACCGCACAUUUUGUUAGCUCAGAUUGCUCAAAAGGCUGCUAAGAAAGUUUGUUUAAGAAAUUCUGGAAAAAUUGAGACAUGCCAUUCGGUUAAAUUCUCACGGGAAGGAAGAGACCAGGUGAUCUGGCCCGAAGUUGAUGAUGUGGCUGUUUCCCAUGAAACAAACGAUUCCGACGAAAACGAUCCGGGUCCAUGGGCGCUUAAGAUGGCAGGGAUCGAUUUCGAAGCCCUAUGGGAAAUGCAAGAGGAUCUAGACGUAAACAGGAUUUAUUCUAAUAACAUCUACUACAUGCUUACAAAUUACGGAGUAGAAGCUGCAAGAGAAACAAUCAUAAGAGAAGUCAACAAUGUCUUCAGCAGCUACGGUGUGGAGAUCGAUCCUCGCCACAUCAGCUUGAUCUCAGACUUUAUGACCUAUACAGGCAGUUACAGGUCUAUGAGCAGACAUGGUGCCAUAUCAGACUCAACAUCGCCUUUCCUAAAGAUGACAUUUGAGACCGCUUCGAAGUUCAUAGUGGAGGCGUCCUCUCACUCAAUGAUUGACGCCAUGGAAACGCCUUCUGCGAGAAUAUGCCUCGGUUUGCCUGUGAAAAUGGGUACAGGCAGUUUCGAUCUUUUGCAGAAAAUGGAUUAUUAGUAGUAGUAGUGGUAAUAUUAAAAAAUUUUGAUUUUGAAAUGUGAAAUGAUGUUUCAUGUAUAAUGAAAGAUGAAUGUUUUAAUUUUUUU
Messenger RNA from Impatiens glandulifera, 5007 nucleotides. Its product is annotated as DNA-directed RNA polymerase I subunit 1-like. Gene Ontology annotation, molecular function: DNA binding; DNA-directed RNA polymerase activity. The coding region runs from base 53 to 4918 and encodes 1621 amino acids. Gene Ontology annotation, biological process: DNA-templated transcription. NCBI's taxonomy places the organism in Eukaryota, Viridiplantae, Streptophyta, Magnoliopsida, Ericales, Balsaminaceae. The transcript is spliced from 20 exons. The record is from RefSeq and is a predicted model, not a curated record. Gene Ontology annotation, cellular component: RNA polymerase I complex.